AUGAUUCUGUGUCAAUUUGGUGGGCACCCGGCAAAUUACCUCUUCAUGCUGCUUUUCAACUGGAUCUGCAUAGUUAUUGUCGCCCUCUUCUUAGAUCUCAUGCUGCUCAUGGACCCCUUGGUGCUGAGUGUCCUCUACGUCUGGUGUCAGCUCCACGAGAACGUCAUCGUCAACUUCGGGUUUGGCACUCAAUUCAGGGCCAUCUACAUUCCUUGGGUCCUGCUUGUGUUUAACAUGGUGAUCAGUGGUGGGGGCCUGUAUGAGCUCAUCGGCAUCAUGGUGGGGCACCUCGCAUUUCUCCUGUUCACGUAACUGCAACUCUUCGUGCUACAGAUGUCGCGCUAUGCGCAUGUGAAGGGAUUGCUUAUGUGACUGAAA
Messenger RNA from Dermacentor silvarum, 378 nucleotides. RefSeq names its product derlin-1-like. Gene Ontology annotation, molecular function: ubiquitin-specific protease binding; misfolded protein binding. The coding region runs from base 1 to 312 and encodes 103 amino acids. NCBI's taxonomy places the organism in Eukaryota, Metazoa, Arthropoda, Arachnida, Ixodida, Ixodidae. Gene Ontology annotation, cellular component: Hrd1p ubiquitin ligase ERAD-L complex; endoplasmic reticulum membrane. Gene Ontology annotation, biological process: endoplasmic reticulum unfolded protein response. The record is from RefSeq and is a predicted model, not a curated record. The transcript has 6 exons.